Megalops cyprinoides (Indo-Pacific tarpon) is the source of this 2627-nucleotide messenger RNA. RefSeq names its product chloride channel 7 (gene clcn7). The record is from RefSeq and is a predicted model, not a curated record. Gene Ontology annotation, cellular component: intracellular membrane-bounded organelle; lysosomal membrane. Lineage: Eukaryota; Metazoa; Chordata; Actinopteri; Elopiformes; Megalopidae. Gene Ontology annotation, biological process: transmembrane transport; chloride transport. The transcript is spliced from 25 exons. The coding region runs from base 80 to 2473 and encodes 797 amino acids. Gene Ontology annotation, molecular function: voltage-gated chloride channel activity.
UGUACAACUGAAAAUAAAAACAGGGAGGAUCUGCGACAGGUGACAGCGUUGUGAGAGGCUCCCUUUGCCCCAGGGAAGCAUGGCAAAUGUCUCGAAGAAGGUGUCGUGGUCCAGCCGCGAUGAGGACCCGGCUCAAGGCGAAGGCACUCCACUUCUCAACGGGGCCAGCGCAGCUAGAUACACCAGACAGUUUUCCGGGAGCGGCAUAUUUCACAUAGGGAGGCUGAGCACUGUGGACUUGGAAGAGGAGAACGUUGAAGAGGAGGGCUCGAUCUUAAGCCGACCCAAGGAGAUCCCUCACAAUGAGAAGCUGCUGUCUCUCAAAUAUGAGAGUCUCGACUAUGACAACAGUGAGAAUCAGCUGUUUUUGGAAGAAGAAAGGCGGAUGAGCUACAUGGGCUUCAGGUGCCUGGAGAUCAGCCGCUGGGUGGUGUGUGGGUUGAUCGGUUUUCUGACGGGACUCAUCGCCUGCUUCAUCGACAUCGUGGUGGAGAACCUGGCCGGCGUCAAGUACCACGUGGUCAAGCAGAACAUUGAGAAGUUCACCGAGGUCGGAGGCCUGUCCAUCUCGCUCAUCCUGUGGGCGGUGCUGAACUCGGCCUUCGUCAUGGUGGGCUCCAUCAUCGUAGCCUUUUUCGAGCCCAUUGCGGCAGGCAGCGGCAUCCCGCAGAUAAAGUGCUAUCUGAACGGAGUUAAAAUCCCUCGUGUGGUGAGACUGAAGACCCUUGUGGUGAAGGUGGGAGGGGUGAUUUGUUCUGUGGCUGGCGGCCUGGCAGUUGGAAAGGAAGGGCCCAUGAUCCACUCAGGCGCUGUGGUGGCUGCCGGCGUGUCCCAAGGCCGGAGCACCUCACUGAAGAAGGACUUCAAGAUCUUCGAGUACUUCCGGAGGGACACGGAGAAGAGGGACUUUGUGUCGGCAGGUGCAGCCGCCGGGGUGUCAGCGGCAUUCGGCGCUCCUGUCGGCGGGGUUCUGUUCAGCUUGGAAGAGGGGGCCUCCUUCUGGAACCAGAUGUUGACCUGGCGAAUAUUCUUCGCUUCCAUGAUGUCGACCUUCACCCUCAACUUCUUCCUCAGCAUCUACCACGAGAAGCCGGGGGACCUCUCGAGCCCGGGUCUCAUCAACUUUGGCCGCUUUGACAGCGAUAGCGUGGAGUACAACCUGUAUGAGAUUCCCCUCUUCAUCUGCAUGGGAGCUAUAGGAGGACUGCUUGGAGCACUGUUUAAUGUCUUAAACUACUGGCUGACUAUUUUCAGAAUCAGGUACAUCCACCGGCCCUGCCUGCAGGUCAUGGAGGCCAUGCUGGUAGCAGCGGUGACGGCCACAGUCUCCUUUGCCAUGAUCUACUUCUCCAACGACUGUCAGCCCCUGGGACCAGACCAGUCCGAGGAAUACCCCCUGCAGCUGUUCUGCGCAGACGGCGAGUACAACUCCAUGGCGACAGCCUUCUUCAACACGCCAGAGAGGAGCGUCCGCAGCCUGUUCCACAACCCGCCCGGGACGUACAACCCCCUGACGCUGGGCGUCUUCACGCUCAGCUACUUCUUCCUGGCCUGCUGGACGUACGGCCUGACCGUCUCCGCCGGAGUGUUCAUCCCGUCCCUGCUGAUUGGCGCGGCGUGGGGCCGGCUGUUUGGCAUCCUGCUGUCUGCCAUCACCUCCAGUGGCUCCAUUUGGGCGGAUCCAGGCAAGUAUGCCCUGAUUGGUGCAGCUGCCCAGCUCGGAGGCAUUGUCCGAAUGACACUCAGUCUGACGGUCAUCAUGGUGGAGGCCACUGGGAACGUCACCUAUGGGCUUCCCAUCAUGCUUGUCCUCAUGACUGCUAAGAUUGUGGGUGAUUACUUUGUGGGGGGUCUGUACGACAUCCACAUUAAACUGCAGAGUGUGCCCUUCCUGGACUGGGAGGCCCCGGCCACCUCUCAUUCCCUGACCGCCAGGGAGGUGAUGAGCUCCCCGGUGACGUGCUUCAACCGGAUCGAGAAGGUGGGGAGGAUUGUGGACAUCCUCAGCAACACGUCUACCAAUCACAACGGCUUCCCCGUGGUCCCCAGAGUCAAUGAAAACAACGAGCCGGGGAGACUCUGUGGUCUGAUACUGCGCUCCCAGCUCAUUGUCCUGCUGAAGCACAAGGUGUUUGUGGAGAGGGCCCACUCCCGCCUCAAGCAGCGGCGGCUCCAGCUGAAGGACUUCCGGGACGCCUACCCCCGCUUCCCCCCGAUCCAGUCCAUCCACGUGUCCCAGGACGAGCGCGAGUGCAUGAUGGACCUGACCGAAUUCAUGAACCCCACUCCCUACACCGUGCCCCAGGAGACAUCCCUCCCGCGUGUCUUCAAGCUUUUCCGUGCCCUGGGCCUGAGGCACCUGGUGGUGAUCGACAGUGAGAACAGGGUUGUCGGACUGGUGACGAGGAAGGACCUGGCCCGGUACCACCUGGGCAGGCACGGCCUGGAGGAGCUGCAGCUGGCGCAGACGUGAUGCGCAGGCGGCAGUCCAGGAGGCUGCAGGAACUGCGCCGGUCGCCCACUGCCUACCCCACAAACCACCACCCACACACCGGAGGACUCUGGGAGCUGGCCAGAGCCUCGGUGCCCUCAAAAGGUGCCAAAUCAGACUACCAGACUACCACGCA